CAUUUGGUAGGAAAAACUUUUAAAGAAAACAUCUUAACAAAGCAACACAACCCCAGCUAAGGGUCAGGGCCCAGGCUCUGCCCCACCUCCUGGGCACCAGGUGAAGCAAAGAACAAGAGAGUCACCCCAGAGCCAAAGGGCAGGGCUGGAGCACAGCCAGCACCCAGCCACCGGGAGCAGCCAGCAGCCCUGGGGGAAGCGGGGCCCCAGAGCGUAUGAGGGCGGGAGCUGUCUCCAGACAGUCACCAGUAGGUCCUUGUGUCCAGCUGCUCAUUCAUGUGUCCAGGCGGAUCAUGAUGCCAACACAGUCAGGUCCCAGAGCUGUUCCGGCAGUCAGGGGACAUCUCUGAGAAACAGCAGCUGGCGCCAGCAGCGUCCCCGGGAGAUGGUGGGGGCAAGUCCUUCCAGGGGAGAGCAUGGGGUAUCCAGCUUGGCACCGACUGUCCCUUUCACUGGCCAGCUCUCUCCUGACGGCGCGGCUCAGCUGGGGCCGUUCAAUGGCAGAGUUCAGGAGGGUUGUCAGAACAAACGUUUCAAGUUCAACACGGUUUGGGGAAAGGUAAACAGGCGAAUGUCGCUUAGAGCGAAGCCCGGCCUGCCCCAGCUCCUUGCACAGAUCACACCAGCAGACCCCCUUGGCACAGUUCAGUCCUAAGGUCCUGGAUUGGGUGUCCAGUAGCAGGCGGCAGCGGCUUCAGGUUGCGUUCCUUUAGCGCCCCUGCAGGCAUGCUCUGGCCUGGAGCCCUCCCCAGCACCGACCAGCCUUCCUGCCUGCAUGUCCACAGCCCCAACCUCGGUCCACGGGCUCGUCCCCAGCCCAGGCACCUCCUCCUGUCACCUGGCCCCCCCCCCCCGAACGAGCUGUGACAGGAAGUCAGGGGCUGGAGUGAGGCUGCGAGGCCCUUUGCAAAGCACCAGGCUAGCACUGCUUGGUAAGCACCAGGAUGCAGGCUGCCCUGGCAUCUGUAAUUGGCACAGCAGGGCCUGGGGGCACAGCCCUGCCCCAUGCUAAGGUCCCAGGUGAGGCAGGCCCUGGGCAAGGGUUGAUGAGCUGCUGGUGGCAAGAGAAACUCCCCAUCUGCCAGUGAGCAGCUGCCUCUCUCUCCCCUGAGGGAGGCCAGAGAAAGCACUGUCCCCUUCCCAACGCCCCCAGGGCUGAGCAGCCAGGGCAGCACUGCAUUCUUCUUCCACCCGCUUGCCUCGCUGGCAAAAACAAACAGCUGGCUUGGGUCUGGCUGCCUCCCUCUCCAGCCUCCAUCCAUUCCCCCCCCAGGGCCCUUUGCACCCUGGGCUCCCGCAGAGACGCUGGCCCUGCGUGGGAAAGGCCUGGGAGUACAGCAAAGUCCCUAGAGAGGGCAACAUUGCGCCUUCCUGAAGGUGCUGGGUACCUGCCUGGCCACAGGGCUCCCUGUUCUGCAGAGGCCUGGCCUAGCUGCAGGAGCUUGGAGCUGACUACAGCUCCUUCAGCCUCUGCCCCCUGCGAUGCCCCGCCAGGGCUCUGACUCAGGCUAGCUCUGGGGGCCUGGCUCUGGGGGCCCCUCUGGGCCACACUUGCCCAGCAGCAUCAGGAAGCUGCACCAAUGCCUGGUGCCUGGGACCCUUUCCACUCUGGAGAGGACGCUGCCGACAAGGCUCAAUGAGGCAGAUGGUGGGGCAAUGGGAUCAGCUCAAGGGCUCCCCAUCCAUGCUGAGGGGCAACGAGGUCUCGCAAAGCUGCUCAAACAGCCACUAUUGGCAGGUCAGUGUCAGGGCUUUGUUCACUGCUGCCCAGCCCAGCUGCCUCUGCCUUCUGGCCACAGGAACAAUUCACCUUCUCCUGGGUCCCUCUGGCCUGUAUGAGGCCCCCGGGAAAGUGAGCACCUCAGAGCCCCUCAGGACCCCAAAGCACAGCCUGCCAUGGUGACGCAACGGAGAGUUUUAUUGUAAUGUCAAAGCCUUAAGAGCAGGUUACAAGCAUGACAAGAGGCAGGGAGUGUGUGGGGCAGGAUAUAAGGGUGUGCAUCUGGUAUGGGGGAGCAGAGCAGGGGGCUCAGGAGGUAUAUGGGGCAGAGACGCAAAGGGGUUGUGGGGCAGAGGAGCAGAGCAGGGGGUUUGGGAGGUAUAUGGGGCAGAGGAGCAGAGGGGUUGUGGGGCAGAGGAGCAGAGCAGGGGGUUUGGGAGGUAUAUGGGACAGAGGAGUGGAGGGGUUGUGGGGCAGAGGAGCAGAGCAGGGGGCUCAGGAGGUACAUGGGGCAGAGGGUGUGUGGGGCACGGGAGCAGAGCAGGAGGCUCGGGAAGAAUAUGGGGCAGAGGAGCAGAGGGGUUGUGGGGCAGAGGAGCAGAGCAGGGCAGAGGAGCAGAGCAGGGGGCUCGGGAGGUAUAUGGGGCAGAAGAGCAGAGGGGUUGUGGGGCAGAGGAGCAGAGCAGGGGGCUCGGGAGGUAUAUGGGGCAGAGGAGCAGAGCAGGGGGCUCGGGAGGUAUAUGGGACAGAGGGUGUGUGGGGCAGGGGAGCAGAGCUGGAGGCUUGGAAAGUAUAUGGGGCAGAGGAGCAGAGGGGUUGUGGGGCAGUGGAGCAGAGCAGGGGGCUCAGAAGGUAUAUGGGGCAGAGGAGCAGAGGGGUUGUGGGGCAGAGGAGCAGAGCAUGGGGUUUGGGAGGUAUAUGGGGCAGAGGAGCAGAGGGGUUGUGGGGCAGAGGAUCAGAGCAGGGGGCUCGGGAGAUAUAUGGGGCAGAGGAGCAGAGUAGGGGGCUCCGGAAGUAUAUAGGGCAGAGAAGCAGAGGGGUUGUGGGGCAGAGGAGCAGAGCAGGGGGCUCAGGAGGUAUAUGGGGCAGAGGAGCAGAGCAGGGGGCUCGGAAGGUAUAUGGGGCAGAGGAGCAGAGCAGGGGGCUCAGGAGGUAUAUAGGGCAGAGGAGCAGAGGGGUUGUGGGGCAGAGGAGCAGAGCAGGGGGCUCGGGAGGUAUAUGGGGCAGAGGAGCAGAGCAGGGGGCUCGGGAGGUAUAUGGGGCAGAGGGGUUGUGGGGCAGAAGAGCAGAGCAGGGGGCUCGGGAGGUAUAUGGGGCAGAAGAGCAGAGCAGGGAGCUCAGGAGGUAUAUGGGGCAGAGGAGCAGUGGGGCAGAGGGGUUGUGGGGCAGAGGAGCAGAACAGGGGGCUUGGGAGGUAUAUGGGGCAGACGAGCAGAGCAGGGGGCAGGGGGCGCGGGAGGUAUAUGGGGCAGGGAAUGUGUGGAGCAGAGUGACAGAAGCAAUGAAGGAAGAAUGCAGCCUGGGUAUCUAAUACUUUUCCUUAGCAGCAAUGGAUCCUGAGCAACAGAGAAACGCUACAGCUUGAGGUGACGUUCUCAGAGCAGGACCUGCUGCCCCCAUGCUUGAGAGGGGACCAGAGCAUCUUCAAAAGGGGAAAAGGAGCCAAAUAUCCGUUAUUUCCAGCCAGGCUCCAGUGUUGGGAAGUGACGGGGCUGCCGCAGCCCUGCUCCCGUGGGACACAACUAGGGCUCCAAGGAGCUGCCAGCAAAGUGGACAGAUGAAGGAAUCGAGCCAGGCUGGGAGGAACAGCCAAAGUGUGAGCGAAAUGGCCAGAGAGGGCAGGACAGACCCUGAGUUCCACGUUCACAGUGUCUCAGGGGGCGCAGCCAGGGCUCCAGCAGGAACACAAGCCACUCUGGAAACCGCCAGCAGGAACUGCCACAAAGCCCGGUCCCUCCCGCUUUCUGUAGCCAGUUACCAGACAGGAGGCUCCCAUUCCUCUGGCUGGCUCAGAGCACAGCUCCAAGGAGAACACUGACCUUCAGUGGGAGCUCUCUCCAAUCAAGGAUGUGACAAGCAAGAGGCUGAGACUAGCAAUGGGGCUAGCCCGAAGCUUCCCCAGGGACCAGUGCCCUCCUGCUCUGCCCCUCCACUC
Molecule: messenger RNA, 3875 nt
Organism: Gopherus evgoodei (Goodes thornscrub tortoise)
Lineage: Eukaryota; Metazoa; Chordata; Testudines; Testudinidae
Product: spidroin-1-like
Exons: 3
Coding region: 1956-3251 (431 amino acids)
Source: RefSeq, a predicted model, not a curated record